Poeciliopsis prolifica (blackstripe livebearer) is the source of this 2454-nucleotide messenger RNA. It is a transcript of the gene wdr25, whose product is annotated as WD repeat domain 25. The coding region runs from base 106 to 1515 and encodes 469 amino acids. NCBI's taxonomy places the organism in Eukaryota, Metazoa, Chordata, Actinopteri, Cyprinodontiformes, Poeciliidae. Gene Ontology annotation, molecular function: protein binding. The transcript is spliced from 7 exons. The record is from RefSeq and is a predicted model, not a curated record.
AAUGCUCUCACUGACAUUAUUUUGCGGGAUGUGGAACAAAACAAACUAACGUAAACACUACGGAGAGAAAUCAAGGACUUCUCCAAAGUUCAGUGUCAGGUGAAGAUGUCUUCAUUGGUGGCCUAUGAUGAUUCAGAGGAUGAGGAUGAGUCCUGCGAUCAGAAGGAGGAAGAACGAUCAGACCCGUCCGGAUUUAAUAGUGUUCGUUUAAAGCCCAGACCUGCAGCUUCAGAAACAGUUUUAGGACAAAGUAGCUCUUCUUUGUUGUAUGUUAACCCAAAGAUGCAGCACUGGGACAGGGAAUACCGUAGUGGAAACGAAGGGAAACAUUUUAAAGACAGAUCUGCUUGUCUCACUUUCUCAAAAAGUGAUGGUUCAAAUCCCGCUAAAAGGCGGCCAUCUUCCCUCCCUGGUGUCAGACCGUACAUCCCAAAGAGACAGAGACAAUCAGAGGAAACAAAACGCCCUGAGAAUCACCCACAACAAAGUUUAGAGAAUCCAACCAGAAAAGGUCCAGUUCUCUCAGAUGUUUCACCGAAAGUGAAGCCUUACCUUAGUGAAAAACUCAAAUCAUCCGGGACGCCCAGGAAGCUUUUGAUGAGCCUGGAAGGCCACCAGGGGGCAGUCAACACGGCGCAGUGGUGCCCCGUGCCUCACAUUAGCCACCUGCUGCUGUCCGCCUCCAUGGACAAGACCUUUAAGGUGUGGGAUGGAGCAGAAAGUGGACGAUGCCUCAGGCUUUACACCUGCCACUCGGGAGCCGUGCGUGACGCCUGCUGGACCCCCUGUGGGCGACAGCUCCUCACCGGCUCAUUCGACAACACGGCUGUGAUCACUGAUGUGGAGACAGGGCAGCUGACAGUGAAAGUGGACAACCAGUUUAAGGUGACGUGUGUGGUUCUUCACCCCGGCAGCUCGGACGUCUUCCUGUGUGGAGGUCACAGCCCGGCGGUGAAAGCCUGGGACUCCCGCUGCUGCAAGGUGGUUAAAACCUACAAAGCGGCCGUCCAGCAGACCCUGGACAUCCUGUUUCUUCGCAGUGGGAUGGAUUUCAUAACGAGCUCUGACUGCGUCAGCCGGGACUCCGCCGACCGGACGCUGAUCGCCUGGGAUUACCGCAGCACAGCCAACAUCUCUAACCAGAUCUACCACGAGCGAUACACGUGUCCAAGCUUGGCUCUCCACCCGGUGGAGGAGACGUUUGUGGCCCAAACCAACGGGAACUACGUGGCGCUGUUCUCCUCACAGACGCCCUUCAAAAUGAACAAGAAGCGACGAUUCGAUGGACAUAAGGUGGAGGGUUAUGCCGUCCGCUGUGGCUUUUCCCUGGAUGGAGCCAUCUUGGCCUCGGGGAGCUCCACCGGUUCGGCCCACUUCUACGAAUAUCAAAGCACUCGCGCUUUGCACGCCAUCCAGGCGCACAGUCAGCCAUGCAUCUGCGUUUCACCGCAUCCUGUGCUUCCUGCGACGGCGGCCACUUGUGACUGGGCAGGUGAAAUCAAGAUCUGGCACUGAACUGGAAAAAUACCCACAGAUUCCCUCUAAAAUGUGUGCAAAGACAAAAAAACACAGCGUCGUAUUUAGGCCGAUAGAAGGAGGAGUAAAUUUACGUCAAAAACCUCAGAAAUUGUAAGAUUAAUCUAAGAAAUUUUCUGGAAAAAACAAGGACAUUUCUGAGCUCCAAAAGUCAAAAAUUUGAGAGAAACAAACCUCAGAAAUUUUAGGAUUAAUAUCAGAAUGAAACUGGGAAAUUUCUGAGUUUGAAAACAUGAAAAUCUGCUAAAACAAAAAAAAAAAACUGAGAUGCAUUAGAUUAAGUUUCAUAUUAAUCUACUACAUUUUCCAGAAAAAAAAACAUGGACAUUUCUGAGCUCCGAAAGUCAAAAAUAUGUGAGAAAAAACCCUGAGAUUUUGAGAUUAAUCUAAGAAAUUAUUUAGAAAAAAAUAAUUUCUAAGUUUAAAAAGUAAAAAAAAAUGCUAAAAAGAUUUUAAAAAGUGUUUCAAAAUAAUUUGGUUUAUUUGGACAUAUUUGGCUUUUGAAAUUUAAAUAUGUCCAAGUUUUUCUAGAAACUUUUUGAUGUCAUGUAAAAAAAUUUUCAGCUUUUUGGCAUAAAUUUACUCCUUUUUUUUAUCUUUUUCUGGCCAUGAUGGCACGAAUACGCCAUCAUACAGAAAGAUUGUUGGCGUAUUUAAGUUACUGUGGAUUACUACCUCCUAAAAUAAUUUGUAUGUUGUAAAAUGGAUGCAGACCAUUGGUCGAACUGAACCUCAUGCAUUUUCUGUGUUUUUUGUAAAAUAAAAUAUAAAGAGAAAUGUUUUCCUCAUUAAUCUUAUUAUUUUCAUCUGACAUUCUCCUUUCACACUGUAAACUUCAUUUAAUGUUUUUUUGGGGGGAAAUUAACUUUUUCUUGUAAAGGAAAUCUACAUUAAAGAAUAAAUUAUGUGAAAUAAUGA